AAACACUUAAGGGUAUUUUUCUCUCCCAAAACACUUUCCACCAACAUGUCCUCGAAUUCCAAUUUAUCCAACAUGCGACGGCUGGUGGAGCAGCUGAAGCUUGAGGCGAGCGUGGAAAGAAUCAAGGUGUCCCAGGCGGCUGCAGAGCUCCAGCAGUACUGUCUGCAGAACGCGGGCAAAGACGCCCUGCUGGUCGGAGUCCCCACAGGCAGCAACCCCUUCAGGGAGCCACGUUCCUGUGCUGUAGUGUGACGGUCAGUUGGCUGCACGCCUCACAGCCUCUUUCAAGGAAGAAGAAAUGGACGCAACUGUGGCAUCUCGCCCACAUAAGAGAAGAAUUGUAUUUUUGAUUAUUUUUUUUAAAACAUUAAAGGGCUUUACACAAUCCUA
Molecule: messenger RNA, 390 nt
Organism: Scatophagus argus
Lineage: Eukaryota; Metazoa; Chordata; Actinopteri; Scatophagidae
Gene: gng10
Product: guanine nucleotide binding protein (G protein), gamma 10
Exons: 3
Coding region: 46-252 (68 amino acids)
Biological process (GO): G protein-coupled receptor signaling pathway
Cellular component (GO): heterotrimeric G-protein complex
Molecular function (GO): G-protein beta-subunit binding
Source: RefSeq, a predicted model, not a curated record